Kockovaella imperatae is the source of this 1637-nucleotide messenger RNA. RefSeq names its product putative fungal alpha-L-arabinofuranosidase. NCBI's taxonomy places the organism in Eukaryota, Fungi, Basidiomycota, Tremellomycetes, Tremellales, Cuniculitremaceae. The record is from RefSeq and is a predicted model, not a curated record. Bases 45 to 1574 code for a protein of 509 amino acids. Gene Ontology annotation, biological process: arabinan metabolic process; L-arabinose metabolic process; pectin catabolic process. Gene Ontology annotation, molecular function: alpha-L-arabinofuranosidase activity. The transcript has a single exon.
AAACUACUGACCGCUGCCAGUGUCUGCUUCUCGACCAGGAAACCAUGCCUCUCCCUGUUCUGGUCCUCGCGACCGUGCUUGCCAAAUUGGCGGCUGCUCACUCUUGCGACAUCUACGCGGCUGGUGGCACACCCUGUGUUGCGGCUCAUUCCUCCACAAGAUCUUUGUAUGGUUCGUACAACGGUCCCCUAUAUCAGGUCAAACGAAACUCAGAUAAUACUACGACCGAUGUUCACCCAUUGUUUCCCGGUGGAGUAGCCAAUGCGGGCACUCAGGACAACUUCUGUGCUGGCACGACAUGUCUCAUCACUGAGAUUUACGACCAAUCUGGUCGAGGAAAUCACCUCACAGCGGCUCCACCGGGAGGUGCGGCAACUGGUCCGGAGCCAGGUGGAUACGACUUCGUUGCCGGGGCAACAGGUGCUGCAGUCACACUCAAUGGUCUUAAAGCAUACGGUGUCUUCACCACACAGUCUACAGGGUAUCGAAACGAUAACACGAACGGCGUGGCCACGGGCAAUGAAGCAGAAGGGAUCUAUGCUGUGUUCGAUGGAACGCACUACAACGGCGCUUGCUGUUGGGAUUACGGAAACGCAGAGACUUCGAACACCGACACUGGCCAGGGAUCCAUGGAGGCUCUUUAUUUUGGGACGUCCACGGCCAACGGCUGGGUGUCGGGUUCAGGUAGCGGUCCAUGGAUCCAGGCCGAUCUGGAGAACGGUUUGUGGUCUGGAGGCGCGACAUACCAGCCCGGAGAUGUAAACCCCAACAAUCCUUCAAUCGACUACCGCUUCACAACGGGUAUCGUCAAAGGAGACGACACUAAUCUUUGGGCCAUCCGUGGAGGGAACGCCCAAUUCGGUCUCCUCGGCAACUUUUACUCGGGGCCCCGACCCACCCAGCCCGCAGGUCAGGAUCAAUACUAUCCGAUGCGUAAGCAGGGCGCCAUCAUCUUAGGCAUUGGCGGUGACAACAGUGAUGGGGCACAAGGUACCUUCUAUGAGGGUGCUUUGACAAUUGGAUAUCCCAGCGACGCGACUGAGGAUCUUGUGCAGCUGGACAUUCUCGCCGCGGGCUACGGCACUACCUCCCAGACAAGUGGUCCUCCCGUAUUUGAGGGUCAGGUCAUCACCUUGCAAGAUGCACAGAGCGAAAUGUACCUGGGACACGAUGUGAAUGAUGUCUACGUCGUCCCGUCAGCCUCGGCAUCCACACAAUUCAAGGUGGUUGCACCAAACGCGCCAAAUUCGGGCUGCUUCUCUUACGAGUCAGUGGACCAGCCUGGUACAUUCUUGCGACACUUUGCAUAUCAGCUCUUCUGUGACAGUCCCAAUAAUUCGGACCGAUCCCCUGGUACCUUCGCAGACGACUCGACAUUCUGUCCCGAGACUGGCUUCGCCGCCUCGAGCGAUAAUGCUUUCCGCUCUUACAGCUACCCUACUCGGUUCUGGCGUCAAGUCGACGAUGGCAACGUAUACAUCGGAACGCAGGGCGGACCUUUCGCUUGGGACAACUGGUACGAAUUCACGACGCAGGCAAGCUGGAAAGUUAAUACGGUAAGCCUGAGCUUCUAAAGUAGGCGUAUAAUGUGAGCGAGGGAGUAGGAAAAGCCGGUCAUUGUGUUUAUAAAAAGGAGA